Molecule: messenger RNA, 3839 nt
Organism: Ceratitis capitata (Mediterranean fruit fly)
Lineage: Eukaryota; Metazoa; Arthropoda; Insecta; Diptera; Tephritidae
Exons: 7
Coding region: 224-3028 (934 amino acids)
Biological process (GO): regulation of transcription by RNA polymerase II
Molecular function (GO): RNA polymerase II cis-regulatory region sequence-specific DNA binding; DNA-binding transcription factor activity
Source: RefSeq, a predicted model, not a curated record
CUUCUUUUUGACAUUUCCUCGAUCACCGAAUGCCGAAAGUACCUAACUCACACAUUCUCGCGGUUUAAAAUUGUGUGCGGACAAAAGCUUCACCGUAAAAUUGUAUACAAUAAUAAUAAAUCAACAAUUUGCGUUCUGUAAUGUGUGUUUGGGGCUGAAAUCAAUUUGUAGCUGUGCUAAGAAUUUUAUCAUCUUCUUUGGACUGCUGUAAAGAUUAACGGUUAUGGCAGACGAGUCGGUACAAAUAAAGCAAGAACCGCUAGAACAAAACUACGCUGCGGAAAUGGACGAUGUUGAUGCUGACGCCACUUGUAGCAGCGGAGUCAAUAUUGAAUGUUCUUUUAGUAUGAGUGGCAAAAGGGCGUGUAGUCAAAAUGAGGUUCUUGAUAUAGUGGAUUUAAAUCCAGACAUAAUCAUUAAAGAGGAACCUGAUUUUUACGAUGAUAAUUAUGCGGAAACGGUUUUGGAAAGUGUAGAAGCGAAGGAUAUUCAUUUUUCGAGUAUAUUAAAGAGCAGUAAAAGCAUGCCGGAAAAUGUACAAAUUAAAGCGGAACCUGAGGAUAAUUUUGAUUAUCCAACUGAAAUCUUCAACUCGUCCGAAAACCUUCCUAAAUACACGAAUGAUGCCUCCGCUGAACAAAAGCAAUUACAUAAUUUAUCUUGUCAUUUUCAAGUGCUAGACGAGCAUGAGAAUAUUAUAACUGUAACAGCAGCGGACCUACCACCGGAUGAUGGUGAACUGGCGUUCAUCGAAAAACUCAAAACUAAUUUGAAGCCCACAGAAGUUAAAAAAUCAAAAAAAAUUGUAAUAUGCAAAUUAUGUAUGAAACGUUGUACACAAGACAUGAAUUAUGCUUAUCACAUGGAACAGCAUAGAAGAAAUCGUUUAUUUUGCAUUCGAAAGACAUGUGAAAGUUGGUUUAGCUCAUUGGAGGAAUGUGAGGCACAUGAAUAUGGAUUGCAUAACAUAACGAUCUUUAAAUGCAAUGUUUGCAACCACAAAUUUCAUAACUUUGAACAGCUGUGUCAACAUAAAGUGAAAAUGCAUAGUAAAUUGCAACGCUUUAUUUGCUCCAUAUGCCGUGAUUGGUUUAUUAGUAUACAAGAAUUGCACGAACAUUGGGCAUCAUUAUUGGAUAGAUGUGGCCGUAUAGUAAACAUACAAGAAGAAACACCAGAACAAAUCAUAAAACUCUUGCAAGAGCGUAAAGCACAGACAGAGUCAAGAAAUUCCUACAAAAUCAAAAGUGCUUCCACUGCUAUUCCAGUCGGUUUGAAGUUAAAAAUCAAACCGCUAUUGGACAAUAGUACGUCACAGGGAAUUACCAACAUUCCUCCUAAUUUAAUUGAAAUUAAAAAAGAACCGAUGGAUUUUGAAACUGUCAUACCUGAUUUUCCAUUAAAACCAAAAACCGAAUCGUUAAAUACGAAUGAAGUACAAUUUCAUAAGUCCUCGACACUCAUGAAUGGAUUACCGAUUGUGCCUGUAAAACUACGUCUUCGAAAAUUUCCACUAAGUCUCACAACAGUUGAAAAUGAAGAGGAUAAUUCCACACCAGCCAUUCUGCAAUAUAAACGAAACUCAUUGGGUCAAGCACUUGCACAGCGCAUUACCGCUAAAUUCUCGCUAAAAAGUGUGCCGAAAAUGUUUAACUUAACAAACAAAGUACGCGAAGAUAACUUAGAAAAUACAAAAGCACCGGAGUUAACGACAGAAUCGUUUAAAAGGAUACCCAAUGGCAUGAGGAAAACUAAAACAAACACCGUGGAAAGUGUUGCUGUUGCAGCACAAAGCGACACAAACAUAAAUGAGAUACCUUCAAAAAUAUUAAAAUUAUCCUCAAACUUUAAGAUCGUAAAAAUGGCAAAAGAACUCCAACCGAAUCUAGUUAAACUUGUCACACCCAAAACCUCACCACAAGCCUUAAAUAACAGCAUUCAUUCCGUAACAGCCGAUACACCAUCAGUAUUGUCCACAAGUGAUCAGCAGCAAGAUAUACCUUUAAAGUCAUCACAUGAUAAUAAUGGUGGUCGCUGCUUUAUAUUAAAGGAAAUUGAGGUUCCACCAUUAGACCAAACGGCGGCAGUGGCCAAACUCGAAUCUAUAACAAAAACAAAUAAAGAGUUAAGUUUGUCGGAAUUAUUAAAUGAAGUGUUAGUGAACAAAAACAAUAACAAAAAUUUGGAAGUAAAGCAAGUGCUUGAAAUAAAUGCAGAGGAUGUAAAAAAGGAGAUAGAAAAGGAAAUGACUGAACAGCAAAACGACGAUUCUAUAUCUACGGCAACCUUUAGUGAUUGUUCGCUAGGUAGCGGUAGCACUUCAACAGCAACAAAUGCCUUACUUCAAAAUGGUGGAGAUCUACCAAAACGCCAAACGCAACUUUCGAGGCGUCGAAAUAAUCGCAGCAAACGUAAAGAACAUCCAGAGGGUUAUAUCUGUCCAAAAUGUAGUCGUCGCUAUUCCACACAGGGUAUGGUGAAAGAACAUCUGCGAAAUGAUUGUGGACGUAAACCACAAAAUGAGUGUGAUAUUUGCCAUAAAUGCUUCUUCUCGACCAGCACACUGAAUUGUCAUCGUACCAUACAUACAGGUGAAUUACCACAUAAGUGCAACUACUGUGAAAAACGAUUUCGUACCCGCGGUCAAGUGACCGUACAUCAUCGUACACAUACCGGCGAGCGUCCGUUCGUGUGUGAGAUCUGUUCGCAAAGUUUUACACAUCGUGAAACGCUUAUUUCACAUUUAUCACGUCAUAUAGGCAUGAAACGUUACAAAUGCUACGGCUGUAACAAGCAAUUCUCUUGUAUAAGUGGUCUAAGUAUGCAUCGCUCUACACGUCCGGAAAGCUGCGGGAAAAUCGAAUUAAAUACACGCGCAAUCGGCCCGCGUGUGCGUGUUAUACGUGGACGCGUAGUAUUCGAGCCACAACCAACUGAGCCUGAGGAUGAUGCUGUUGAUGAGGAUAGCGAUAAUGUACCUAUUGGCGUGCCCUUAAAUGAAGUAUUGACGGAAAUACAAAAUAAAUAACAAAUGUUUUUUUAUAUUGUUAUAAAAUUGUUAUAUUAUAUUAAGUAUAUAUGUAUAUGUAACCAUAUUUGAGCUGGAGAGGGAAUCACUUGAUUGUGUUUAUAUUAAGAAAUUGUAUAUCUAUCACAUUUAUUGUGUAUUGAAGAGUCAUUAGGUGCAUAUAUACUGUUCGACAAUAUAUUAAAACAUUUAAAUUUUCCAUUGCUGAAAUAUUAAACAUUAUGUUCAUACACUGUUUUACGUUAUUGCAAAAUUGUUACACAAAAGCCACCAUAUAUUAGUAUAGGAUGCUUAUGACUGUGUGCGGUUAAAGGGGGGGCAUACAUUCUGUUUACAUUUAAAUAUUAAGUACAUAAUAAAUAUUUUUUAUAAGACAGUAAAAAAUACGUUGUGUGUUUGAUCAAAAUGGAAAUAUACAUUGUAUAGGAAUAAGAAAAACCUUGUUAUUACAAUAGAAGUAGUCGUGAUUAUUGCCCGAUUUCGCCCAAGGUCAUCUGGAAUCAGUAGAUAUCCUGAUGCAAUUAUGUAUGCCGAUAACUACAUUUAUUUAUUUUCUCCACAGCGGUUUGUGGGCAUGGCAUAAUAUCUCUUGUUCGAAAUACCUACCUAUCUAUAGGUAUAACCAAUCAACCAACCAUGUAUUGAGUUUCAUGAUAAAAUGUCUUUAUUUUUAUUCAAGCAUUUCAUUAUGUUUUAUAUCGAUGUUUUAAUUAUUAUUUUUGCAAAUGUUGUUUUUUUUUUAUUUUCAUUUCUAAAUUUAAUGAGGAAAAAUUCUUUGUAAGCAAGAACCUAAUUUAGUUAUCGAAAAAAA